UGGACCUUGUGAGACCCCUCCUCAUACAUCAGACCACUGCGGCCUUCUUGACUGAGCUCUGGUUCAACACCCAUCGCCGUCAGAAGACGUACUUGCCCCAACGCAACCUUGAUGCCUCUUUCACCGCUGCGCUCAAAGGAAGCAUACGACUACAUUUCCGUCGGCUAGCUUGCCUGCGCUCUGAACGACAGCUCUGUUCUUCCGUUUGACUGCACACGCAAUCAAAGUCGCCCGUCACCCCGUCACAUUUCGUCUUCUUCAGUCCGUAAACCACGCACGACACAAAAUGUCUACAGACGGCCCCAACCCUGAAAACCCUCGACAACGUCGCAGCUCCAUCACGCAGGCCGCUCUGUCCAACCUGUUCCAACGAGGCCCUCCGUCUGGCAGCACUGGGCCAGCCUUCCCUGGUCCACCCAAUUCCACAGCAGCCGACGCGAACCGCCGUCGCUUGUCGGUCACGACGCUCGGGUUGUCUGGAGCCUCACAGAGCGGCGCCGCUUCACUCGGCAUCCGGCGCGGCAGCAUGUCUACCAACUCAAACAACUCGGAUUCAAUUGACGAGAACGCGAUCGAGGACGACGACACGGGCGCCAGAACCGCCCCGACCACACCUUUCACGCGGCGCAUGAGCUUUGGCGGCUCCGCCGUGAGGGGAUACCGCCCCGGCGGCAGCCCUGGCAAUGGUAACAACAACCCAUCUUCCCCACCUCCAGCACAGCCCAUGCGAAGGCCCAGCGUCGCUGCGACCCUCGCCGCUAGCCGUCGUGCCAGCAUUGGCAUGGCGACGUCUCUCCCGCAGGCAAGCAAUUUCAAGACGCAGAGCAAUCCUUCUGACAGUGUCGCUCGAUCAGACCAGCAAGGCUUCAACUGGUCCGAGCAGCUUAGGUCUCGUGCCGAGAGCAACGUCACACAAGGACCGCGUCCGUCCUUCUCCCUCGCCAGCAGCUCGCCGCCAAGGGCCGGUGCGCCCAUUCACGACCGCGCCAAGUCCAUUUCCGACCUGCCUGCACCACCGGUGCAGACCCCUGUAGCGAAGCCGCAGCCCCCGCCUCAGAGGCAGAAGCCCGAUGCGUUCCAGGAGCGCAUUCUCAAGGGCGACUUUUACAUGGAUUGAGGGGCGUCCAUGCACACCCCGUUGAUUGAUGGAAGCGAGCAAUUUUGGCGUUUUGUGCGUUUUGCUUUGAUUUUGGCUUGGCUCGUCUCGGCGUCGAUGGCAAGCUUGCUUACAGGAAGAACACUUGAUACGAUACUGGACUCUGGGGUACCAGGACACGGAUAUGUCGAGAGACAAGAGGGGCUACGGCAAGGAGCCCUUGAGCAUGAUCGCGCAGCAGCAGAAGAAGAAGACAACGAUGAUGAUGAUGAAGAUGAGAUGACCAAGUAUUGCUAUCUCGACUAUUCUCAAGACACAUGU
Molecule: messenger RNA, 1417 nt
Organism: Emericellopsis atlantica
Lineage: Eukaryota; Fungi; Ascomycota; Sordariomycetes; Hypocreales; Bionectriaceae
Exons: 1
Coding region: 287-1117 (276 amino acids)
Source: RefSeq, a predicted model, not a curated record